Molecule: messenger RNA, 391 nt
Organism: Rosa rugosa (rugosa rose)
Lineage: Eukaryota; Viridiplantae; Streptophyta; Magnoliopsida; Rosales; Rosaceae
Product: potassium channel SKOR-like
Exons: 2
Coding region: 21-359 (112 amino acids)
Source: RefSeq, a predicted model, not a curated record
CAACACUAGAUGAAGGUCGGAUGUGUGGAAACAAGAAUUUGAUUAGAUUGCUGGAAGAAGCAAAGGCUGCUCAGUUGUCGGAAUUCCCAUACCGUGCUCAAGAAAUUGCAGAUAAAAUGCAUCCGAAGAAAUGCACAGUGUUUCCCUUCCCCCCACGGGAUAGCAAAGAAGACAGAAAACCUGGAAUUGUGUUAUGGCUCCGUCCCACUAUCAAAGAGCUUAUCAAUACAGCGUCAGAGAAACUAGAAUUUGAAGGUGGUAUAUGUAUAUUAUCAGAGGAUGCAGGUAAAAUUCUUGACGUAGGCUUGAUAAAUGAUGGUCAGAAGCUGUAUUUAGUCACCGAGACGUAUUUGAACUAAACUUUGUGACCAUUAUUAAUUGCCAUAUAGUC